UUUUUGGGCAACACAGAGGGUAUAAAAUUGGGCCACACCCCCCGGUCGUUCGCGGAAGGUAGAACAGUCCAGUUUGCAGAGCGAGUGAAGUCAACCCAAAAACUAUUAGUUAACAAACUACUAAACAACAACGGUCUGACAGUCAUUUCAAAGACUUAAAUCCACUUUACCGGUAAACAAUGUGACCAAGAGAGAGCACCAUCUUUCUGAGGACUGCGAGGAACACAUGAGAACCAUCUUUGGCGGUGGCGAGAGGGGUACAGCACCAUGGCAUCUCAGCCGAGUGUAUGCAAUGAAAGAAAUCUUCUGCGCCUCCGAGCACGGGAACAGAGGAGCCAAGAAACCAGCCAAGCCAAAGAAUUUAGUCCAGAAAAUGUUCCACUCUUUCCGGAACCGUACAAGACAAACAAAGGGGAUGAGCUUUCAAACCGAAUCCGAAGAAUGCUGGGCAGUUACGAUGAUGUGAAUACUUGUUCCAUUUCCAUGGAGGCUUUUCCUAUUCCUAGUUGUCAGCCCGGGAUAACCAUGACCCAAAAACCCACCGCAUACGUGCGCCCCAUGGAUGGUCAGGACCAGGUGGUCAGCGAGUCCCCCCAACUGAAGCAAUCCCCAGAACGGUAUUCCCCUCUGCCGGAGUUGAUCAUCAAAUCUGACUUGGACAAAAUCAAGAAAGUACCUCCAUCUUUGGCGGUGACAGAAGAAGGCCUAUCAGUGGAAGACAUCCUUCGUGAAAUGACUCAGCCGUUGCCUCCUCUGUUAUCAUCUAUACAAACACCUUACUCUCUACUGUCAAAGCUGCCGUUGUCAGCUAAGGUGAGACAAAGAAGAUCAAAGGAAUUAGAUCAGGUCUCUUCACAUUCAGAACAAAAACAUCAUCACUCCUCUUCUAUAGAUCCACCUCAACUCAUCCAAGAGCAGCCGUGCUCAGUGUCAUUUGAAGCGUUGCGUUCUAGUGGUGUGGAGACGACGAGCUCCAGCGACUCUGAGUGCAGCCCAGCGUCUGAGUCGGACAGUGAAAGCACCACAGAGGAGUCUGCACAACAGACAAAGAACAGCUCAGUGGCAGCUGGGCAGCCUGAGCCUCCAGGAGCAAGCCUUACUAAUUGGCAGCUGGGGAACUGGAUCCGAUCCAGCCAACAAAACUCCAGCAGCGAGGGUCACGGUGACCCGCUAGUCUCCCAGAGCCCCUCUCACAACCUGCUUUCUCAGAACUCCAGGAAUAAGAUAGAGGAGCUUUCAUCUCACCAUAAAGAGUUCCCCGAUAACCCGGUCGUUCGUUGCCAUGAAAGCCUCCAGAAUAACCGGUGUCGUCCGCAGAGCAGCAAAAACUCUCUUCCAGGGAGUUCAAGGAACUGUAAAACUUCCAAGAAGCAUUCGAUACAAGCUCGCUUCCUGGAUCACGCUGCAGCAACGUCCGAUGCUAAAAGUGUGGACGUUUUGAACACUCAAACAAAGGACUCCUGUUUCACAGGGAAACCCAAUGUAAAGACGAAAUUAGGAUGUUCUAAGAAGGACAGCAGUGGCUCUAAAAGGGACAAAAAAAGGACUAAACACUCAAAAAAGGAUGAACAGAAGUCAGGAUUGGAUGUUCCACUUGUGGUGACCAGUCAUUGUAUAUCAUGUGGAGGUCUUAAUCCAAACUCCUGUUCUUGUUUUUCCCAAAAUCCUGACCAAAAUCACAACCUGCUUCCUGUUCCUCCAAUCCAAAGCAAACCCAAGACGGAAAUAUGUCAGAGUGGCACAAAGCUGCCUCACAAGUCACUCCUCCAUGAGAAGACUUCUCCAUGGGAUGCUGUGGAGCAUCCUCCCAAAUCCCUGCUGGUAAAAAUAGACCUUCAUCUGCUAUCAAGGACCCCUCAAACCGUCAGCAGUCAUGGAGGCAUUUCCACCAAUAUGAAGAGACCUGCACUAGUGAUAGAACGAGAGGAGAGCAGCGCCAUUUCUAAAGUGCCUAAAGACAACAGAAGCUGCAAAAAGCUGCAGAAAGCUGGAGAGGAAACCAAGAGUCUUCCAAAAAAAAGACUGAAGGCAGAAAAAAAGCUCACCUCUUCUGUGAAAUUGGAAAGUUUCAAGAAUCUGACUGAAAUCCAAAAGCAAAAGUUGAAGAAACUUCAUGAGCCCGCCACAUCCAAAGAGCCUCCAGAGGUCUUGAAGUUAGGAAGCAAAUCCUUCCACAAAUUGCACAAAUCCAGCACGGAGUCAGGAAAGAAAAAGCUCAAGAAGAGCAGUAAAGAGGACGCACAGCAUCUGCACCAUGACAAGAAACCAACAAAGAAGAGCACCGCUGGUUCACUGGGUUCACCACGCCACAAGGAAACUUUGACCAAACGGCCCUUAUUAAGAUUAGAUAUCAGACAGCAUCCAGUAGAUCACUACAUAAAAGAGGCCAAGAGAUUAAAGCACAAAGCAGACGCAGAGACUGAUAAGGUCAGUAAGGCCUUGAACUACAUGGAGGCCGCCAUGUUCUUUGUUGAGAGUGGCAUCGCCAUGGAGAAAGUCCCACAUAUUUCCAUGUCUUCCUACACCAUGUUUGCAGAGACGGUGGAGCUUCUCAAAUAUGUGGUGAAACUUAAAAACCCAGUGGACGCCUCCACUCCACCAUCUGAAAUUGAUUUCUUGGUUUUGUGUAUGAAGUGCCAGUGUCUCCUGCAGAUGGCGAUGUUUCGACACAAGCAGAAAACUGCCGUAAAGUUUUCAAAAACUCUUUCAGAGUACUUUCAGAGCUUUGCUCAAGCGUCACACAUUUCUCCUGCGUGUUCAUUAAAAAUCACAGAGAACCCGUCCUCCAGCACACCGUCUCCAGCUAGUUCAGCUUCUGGCGGUUUAGGUGUGGGCUCAUCUGGUGCCACUGUGACCGUCCCUCAGGAAAUCGAACAAGUGACCUUCACCUACAUCAACAUCACUGCUUUAUUCCUAACCGCUCAGGACAUGUGGGAGCAGGCGGAGGAGCUGGCACACAAAGGCAGUGGUUUGUUGGCAGAGCUGGACACCGCUAUGGGCCCAUUGACUAUAACUUCAAAUAUGAACUCCAUGGUUCGUUAUACGAGACAGGGCGUUCACUGGCUGAGGCUGGACAGCUAAAAGCUGGGAGGACAGGCGUCAAGCUGCUGCUCUGUCUGUUUGUCCGCCACUUUUCAGAUUCUGACCUGCACUGUUUCUCAGGUUUGUGCCAGAUUCUUUUGUACGUCACACGGGCUUCACCGUCCCCUCAUCAAAGAUGAUCGCACGUAAUUCUGAAGCGUAAAAAAAAAAAAAAAAAAAAAUGUGGAGCCUCCUAUCGGCACUUUGAGAUUGUGGACAAUCUGCUUAAAACUUUAUAAGGGAAAACAUCAUGUUUUUUUUUAUUAUAUUUUUCAGAAUCUGGAGUUUAAUUAGUUUUAUUUUGGGGCACAAAGUUGUAUGACUAACUAGGGCUACAUAAUUCUGCGUCAGUUUGCAAACUUCAGAUGGGUAUAACCACUCAUUUUGACUGUUUAUUGUUCAGAAUUUGGCACUUAAAUCCGGUUGAAACUCCUCAACAUCCAGUUUCUUUUCUUUCUUUAAAGAGAACACAUUUUUUUUCUGGUUAUUUCAGAUACAGACAGAAGGAAACUAAGGUUUAAACAGGCAGAAGACGAUAGAAGAAAGUAGAAGAUAAUAUGGUCAGGGUUUGAAGCCCUAAGAAAAAUAUAUUUGAGUAUUGCUUUUAUAGUACCACAAAGUAGUAUACGUUUUUGUGUCAUCUGCUCUGAUUUUAGGGCCCGUUUAAGUUUUUCCAAGUUGAAUGAUGACUAUCAAAUUCCAAUGAUCUGCUGGUUUGUUGUCAUGGUGAAUUGAGUGGAUUUAAAUUUCAAUUUUGACAAAAAAAUUGAGUGAGGACAGUUGAAGUAGUUUAGGAGAGAUUUAUUCACACGUGAAGUUCUGUACCAGGUAAAAGUACUUCUUCUUCAGUCUUACUGAUCCUGAUGACCUACCUAGUUUGUUUUAGACUCUCGUUUUCUGGUAAGAAUCAAAUAUAAGCUGACUUUUAUUUCGGUUGACCAAAGUUGAUUUUUUUUGUGGUGAAGAUUUCUUGGCGGAAAGAGUGGAUAGUUUUCUUUGAAAGUAAAAGAUUAUGAUUCUCUUUAUCUUUUGAAUCCUGUCGCCUCUAGCUGCCAAAAAGUCCUAGUGUAGUUUCUUUUGGGAACACUGAGUUCACACCUGGCAAAAAUGUGAUUUCUUUGAGAGAAAAUGUUUGUUUUUUUUACAUUUGUGUUACAAAAUCCUUUUGCAGAUGCCGUUAGUAAAUGUUCAGCUAGACUUUUACUUUGAAGGGGAGUUUGAGCACCUUCUCACACUACAAUUUUUGCUAAGCUAACCCAAUAAAGUUAGCUGGAAAACAGUU
This is a messenger RNA of Oryzias melastigma (Indian medaka), 4363 nucleotides long. RefSeq names its product AF4/FMR2 family, member 1 (gene aff1). Gene Ontology annotation, cellular component: nucleus; super elongation complex. The coding region runs from base 268 to 3081 and encodes 937 amino acids. The transcript is spliced from 20 exons. Gene Ontology annotation, biological process: regulation of gene expression. Lineage: Eukaryota; Metazoa; Chordata; Actinopteri; Beloniformes; Adrianichthyidae. The record is from RefSeq and is a predicted model, not a curated record.